This is a messenger RNA of Mustela lutreola (European mink), 4050 nucleotides long. RefSeq names its product chromosome 9 C2orf49 homolog (gene TSLIG2). Gene Ontology annotation, cellular component: tRNA-splicing ligase complex. Gene Ontology annotation, biological process: embryonic morphogenesis. The record is from RefSeq and is a predicted model, not a curated record. Bases 77 to 775 code for a protein of 232 amino acids. The transcript has 4 exons. NCBI's taxonomy places the organism in Eukaryota, Metazoa, Chordata, Mammalia, Carnivora, Mustelidae.
CGCCCUCACGUCACUUCCGGGACGCUUCUUUCGUGGAGGCUUGUGGGUAGCCGGCCGGGGUCUCCUGGCGACGACGAUGGCGGGGGAUGUGGGCGGUCGCAGCUGCACGGAUUCGGAGCUGCUGCUGCACCCGGAGCUACUGUCCCAGGAGUUCCUUCUCCUCACCCUGGAGCAGAAGAACAUAGCUGUUGAAAAUGACAUAAGAAUAAACAAAGACAAUCUCACUGAUCUUUAUGUUCAGCACGCAAUUCCGUUGCCUCAAAGAGAUUUGCCAAAGAAUAGGUGGGGGAAAAUGAUGGAAAAGAAAAGAGAGCAACAUGAGAUGAAAAAUGAGACUAAAAGGACUAGCACUGUAGAUGGGUUAAGGAAAAGACCCCUCAUCGUGUUUGAUGGAAGUUCAACAAGUACAAGCAUCAAAGUGAGAAAGACAGAGAAUGGCGAUAAUGACCGGCUCAGGCCUCCCCCUCAGGCAAGCUUUACCAGUAAUGCCUUUCGAAAAUUGUCAAAUUCCUCUUCAAGUGUUUCACCCCUAAUUCUGUCUUCCAAUUUGCCUAUGAACAAUAAAAUGGAACACAAUAAUAAUGACACUAAACAGAACCAUGACUUAACGCAUAGGAAAAGUCCUUUGGGUCCUGUGAAGUCCCCACCUUUGUCCCCUGUUGGAGCUACUCCUGUGAAGUUAAAGCGAGCGGCCCCUAAAGAAGAAGCUGAGGCUGUGAAUAACCUGAAGCCCCCAGAAACAAAGAGGAAGAUACAGCAUGUUACAUGGCCCUGAAGGAAAGUUUCCAAAAAUGUAAAUAUAACUGUAACUGUAGUUUUUCAAGCAAGUUCGCAUAUAUUGACAGUAUUUACAGAGAUCCUGAUUAUUGUGGAAUUUUCUUAAGAGGCUUAAAAUUAGGUUUGAAAAAAAAUAGUCUUUCCUUUCCCCUUCCUUUUUAUUAUUAUUAUUUUUUUUAAUUUUUGCCUUUUGUGCCCUUACUAGGAAAAAAUUUCUUUUUAAACCAGGUGACUUAGUGUAAGUCAUUUAUAUUGAUCCCAGUCAAUCAUUAGCUGCAAGUCUGAUACAAAGCAUCUGAUGAAUUUUAGGAAUUAUUUUAAUUACUCGGUUUCAGUAUUUGGGGGAAUUUGAGGUUUUUGUUUAAACCCAAAAUAUUUUAGAAGUUCACAAUUUUUAUUUAUUUUCCGUAGCAAAAGAAUUUAACAGUUUUUCCCAAUAUUUUAGUAAAUACUGCCAAACUCCUCCUUAAGGUUCACCAAGAAAAGCAUAUUUGUAGUGCUGCCAAUAAACUAUUCCAAAUAUACAGAUGAAAUUGCUGUUCUUGAAGUGCUUACAUUACUUUUUCCCAUAAAAACCAAAAAGGGAAAUCAGUGCUUGCUAUUGUUCCUUCCCUUGAAGUUGUAACAGAAUUGGUGUAUUAGGAGUUGAUUGGUCAGUCUCACAGCUGGUCCACCCUUUAAGAUGUCCCUGUCAUGCAGCACUCCUCACUAUUUUCAUGAGCAGUCUUUGAUCUUGCUCUGGGAGCUCAGGUGUCACUCCUUCCUAGGAGCUUCAUCCUUUCCAAAAGAAGCCGACUUUAAAAUCUUCAGGUGAUGUAGUCAUGUUCGAGGUGGUAGCUUAUGGCAGAAGGUUUGGCAAAUAGGAGGAGGGGGGUGGAGUUCCAGCACCUGAGAGAGUCCGGGAGGGAUAGUGGUGAGAGGUGGGAUGCCUAGCAUGAUCUGGAGUAGGCAGAAGAGGAGAUGCCGACGCCGGGAGUCACCGCAGAGUGACCUCGUAGGAGACAAGUACCAGCCGGAUGGGGGUCCCUGCUGGGGUAACAGGCAGCUUCCCACAGGGCUGCCGCACACACAUCACCCACAGAGGUUUUGUGUUCAUGUUAAAGUAGUGUUACCGUCCCAGUCUGAUGGAAGUCGGUGGGAACAUACGGUAGACCUUCUAGCCACAUGUUCUCCUGUCCACUUUUUUGCCUUGUAUUUCUAACCAAGUGUGGAGGAUACUUUAUACUUUUUUCCUUAUAUGACUGAUCUUCACAUUGGGGUUCGCCUUUUCAUUAACUUUUUACAGCAGUCUCCUUCCUCUUCUGAUUUGUUAAAACAAGUAUUUUAGUUCCGCUAUUAAAUAGCCUUACAAAAAAUUCAUUCAGCCUGGGAGGUAAGUACUGUACUAAAACUUGAACCCUCUAGUUUUUAGCCAUUCUGCCUUUAUCCAGACUAUAAAUCUGUACAGAUAAGACAAAAUCGAUACAUACUAUGUGUUGCAUAAAUUACUGAUGUUACGCCAAGUGAGUGAAUAAUAGAGUUAACUGCACAGCUGAUAUGUUCAAUAUUAUUGAAGGACAACAGUAACCCUCCACGUAACUGUAUAUUAAGGGAUAUUUUAAAAGUACAGAUUUUAGGGUAGAAUGACAAAUUCUAUUUGAUAAUUCAGUUGUCCCUUCUGCUUUCAUCUGCGUUCCUCUCUUAGUUAAGAGAGAGUUAGCCAUUUGACGGUUUUAAGUCAGUGGAAACUUAUUUUAGUUACUCAAUAAAAUUAAUUUUUAAUUUGUAUAUUUAACUUACAGAGUAGGUUGGUAAUAACAGCUGAACUGUGUAACAUUGUUGCUUCAAAUUGAAGUUUAUAUUAUGAACAUUCAGAAUCAAUGCUCAUAGAGCAGCAUAUUAUUGAGCUAUUUUGAGUUUGAGUGUGGAGAAGUGCUAAACCACGUAAUGUGUAUUCCAUAAUACUGACAUCUUGGAGCACUGUGCCUUCUCAAGGUGCAUAGAUAUAGCUUGUCUUGAAAUGUCUUCAUCCACGUCAUGACGCGUCCUGAGUGAGGGGAAUCUGAAGCAGAAGUGUCGAGCAUCUUGGGUUUUGAAGGGUUGCUUUGGUGUGCUUUAAAGUUUGGAAGGACUCAUUUGGAGUGGCAGACAACUUUGGAAUACCGUCAGUGAAUUUUAGGAACAUGGGUUAAUGUUGUUGCUGUUGAUUUCAUGUUCCAACAGAGCCACCUGUUUUAUUAUCUCGGUAGGCAGCUAAGUGGUCGGGUCAGCAAGUAGGUUCUGAGGUGUACUUUCAGGCGCUUUACCACUUCCUGCCAUAGGCAGAGGUCUUCUUUUUUUUUUUUUUAAGAUUUUAUUUAUCUAUUUGACAGAGAUCACAAGUAGGCAGAGAGGCAGGCAGAGAGAGAGGAGGAAGCAGGCUCCUCACGGAGCAGAGAGCUCGAUGUGGGGCUCGAUCCCAGGACCCCAGGAUCAUGACCUGAGCCGAAGGCAGAGGCUUUAACCCACUGAGCCACCCAGGUGCCCCAGAGGUCUUCUUUUCUUCCCUUCUUCUUCAUGGCCCGUUUUCUUUUUCUUGUUCUCCUUUCCCAUGUUUUAACUUACUCUGCUUCCAUUCUCCAUCCUCCUUUUGCAGACCGUAAGUAUCAGGCUUAGGUUUGCACGUCAUAAUGCUUGGCCCUAUGCAUUCAUUGAGAAGUGAAGAUAGGAUGACCCCCGGUCCUCUUACAUUUGAGGGAUCACAGACUGCUGUGUGAAUUCUGGAAAUCUCAAGCCCCUGCAGCACCAAGGGCCCCGAAUUGCUUCCCCGUGGCUGUAAAGGCAGUACAGUUUACCACAAUAGCUUUAAUAAUCUUGACAGCUACCAGGCACUUUGGAAAGUUGGUUCAACUGCUACUAGGAGGCCAUAAUAUUUUUGCUAGAAUUAAAAUUCUUCAGAAUUGUAAUUAUUAUUUGAAAUAAUAUUUUGGUUGACUUCAGUUUUGAGAGAGGAUUCUAAAACUGGUCUAGAGACUCACUCAAUAGCAAUGACCUUUUUAAAAACUUACAUUAAGUAAAACUGCCAGUAGAUUAAAUCACAUGUAUGUAAGAGCUUUCUCUAUUUACUACUGCUCCACUUCAGUAAUUUUUAGAGGCUACAAAAUGGUCAAAAUGUUUUUAAGUGUGCUCUUUUAUUAAAUGCUUGUGCAGGUUUUGUAAUUCAGUACAGAAAGUUCAACCUUGUAAUGUACAUUUUUGUAUGUAAAAGGUCUUUGAAGUAGCCUUAUCCUUAUUUAAAUAAAUUGAAUAAAAUGA